AUGAAGCUCACUAACUCUAAUGACGUAUUAGUAUAUACAGUUUCAGGAGCAUCAACAGCACGACCUCUGCCUGAUUGGCUAGCUAGAAAACGGAAACGCAGUUUGAAAAAUGAUCCCGAGUAUAGCAAUCGGGUCGAACUACUUCAAGACUUCGAAUUUGAAGAAGCAAGCACCUGUAUUCGGGUAAGCGAAGAUGGCGAAUGGGUGAUGAGUACUGGAACGUAUAAACCUCAGAUUCAUACUCACUGUCUUCCCCAAUUAUCACUUUCCUUUGCACGUCAUACCACCUCUCUCAACCAAUCUUUUAUUCUACUCUCAUCAGACUAUUCCAAGUCCAUUCACUUGCAAACAAACCGAACGAUUGAGUUUCACACACCAGGAGGCUGUCAUUACCAGACCCGACUACCAAGAUACGGCCGCGAUCUUCAGUAUGCUCGGCAUUCAGCUGAAGCACUAGUUGCAGCUGUUGGCGUCAAUUCAGAAGGAAAUGGAGAAGUCUAUCGCCUCAACCUUGAAAUUGGAAGGUAUAUGAAGCCUUAUCAAAUAGAUGUUGGUGAAAACGACUGUACUGUGACCGGAGGGGACUCUUUACAAGGUGGUAUCAAUACUGGAAGUGUAAAUGCAAUUGCAGUUGCGGAGGAAAGCCAUAACCUAUUGGCGUUUGGCACAUCAAUUGGCUCAGUUGAGUUUUGGGACCCUAGAUCCAGAAACAAAGUUGGGACUCUAUCUCGGCAAGAUGGAGAGAUUACAGCUCUAAACUUCGACAGGUCAGGACUGUCCCUUUUAAGCGGUUCUUCCGAGGGGAUCACUCAAAUCUACGAUUUGCGAAGAUCAGUGCCUAUUCUUCACAAAGACCAAGGGUUUGGUUAUCCAAUAAAGACCUUGAUGCAUAUUACAACAGCAUCUGGUGAGAAAAAGGUCCUUUCGGCAGACAAACGUAUAAUUAAACUAUGGGACGAGCUAGAUGGCAAUCCCUGGACGUCAGUUGAGCCAGCAGUAGACAUCAAUUCCGUGGCCUGGUGUAAAAAUAGUGGUAUCAUUUUGACAGCGAACGAAGGUAAACAACAGCACGCAUUUUUUAUUCCUCAACUAGGCCCCGCUCCAAAAUGGUGUUCAUUUUUAGAUAACAUGGUUGAAGAGAUGGCCGAGGAAGCUCCUGCCGAAACAUAUGACAAUUACAAAUUCUUGACCGUAGCAGACCUGAAAAAACUCAAUCUCAACCAUCUUAUAGGCACUACGAAUUUACUCCGCCCAUAUAUGCAUGGAUACUUUGUCUCUUCAAGGCUCUACGAAGAGGCGCGGCUGAUCGCUAACCCUUACAUGUGGGAAGAGGAAAAAGCCAAGAAAAUUAAAGACAAGAUCGAAAAAGAAAGGGCUAGCCGAAUUAGAGGUAAGAAAGUUAAAGUCAAUCAAAAAUUGGUGGACAAAUUGUACAAGCGACAAGAAAGAAGAGAAAAGGUUGAUAAAGAAAUGGGAAUACUUGGUGACAACCGUUUUGGAAAACUCUUUGAGGACGAAGACUUUCUUGUUGAUGAGAAGAGUAGAGAGUUUCAAGCUCUUAAUCCUAGCACUAAAGUUUCCGACGAAAAUUACGCUAAAGCUCCCUUUGAGGAAGACACCGGCGAUGAUACUGACGAGUUUGUUGAGAAGACUACGGCUAAACCUGAACCUAUAAUGCGCAUAUCAUCUUCAUCUUACAAAAAAUCAGGACAUCAACGACUUGAUAAACCCAUAGGAUCCAGAAUUGAACGUAGUAGUCGUGUUAAUAAGCUCAAAGGAAAUAUUGUCGGGGAGCGUCAAGUAACAUUUGCUCCAACUUCAGGGAUAACCAAGAAAAAUGGUCGCAAUGACGAAGAGGCUAAGCCAAAAGGCAGACGUGAUGAUAGCAGGCGAAGUGCAUCCGGAAACACGUUCAGAAAACUUUAA
Molecule: messenger RNA, 1926 nt
Organism: Blumeria graminis f. sp. triticale
Lineage: Eukaryota; Fungi; Ascomycota; Leotiomycetes; Helotiales; Erysiphaceae
Source: the annotation of a GenBank genome assembly